Molecule: messenger RNA, 3381 nt
Organism: Ictidomys tridecemlineatus (thirteen-lined ground squirrel)
Lineage: Eukaryota; Metazoa; Chordata; Mammalia; Rodentia; Sciuridae
Gene: Rasgrp1
Product: RAS guanyl releasing protein 1
Biological process (GO): Ras protein signal transduction
Cellular component (GO): plasma membrane
Molecular function (GO): guanyl-nucleotide exchange factor activity; calcium ion binding
Source: RefSeq, a predicted model, not a curated record
CGCGCUCACACAAAGUUUGUGCCUGCGGGUGCGCCUCUGUCGGCUCGCCUGGCUCCGAGAGCUGCAGGCGGGCGGCCGGGGGCGGCGAGGACCCGGGGCGGAGAGGCCGGGCUGGAGGCGGCGGCCGUGGCGAUGCGCCGCGCCCCGCCGAGCCCGUCCCGCCGCGCUAGGUGAGCCGGCUCCAGGCGCUCGGCCGCGGCCAUGGGCACCCUGGGCAAGGCGCGAGAGGCUCCGCGGAAACCUUCCCAUGGCUCCAGAGCUGCCCCUAAAGCAAGACUAGAGGCAAAAUCAGCCAACAGCCCCUUCCCUUCCCAUCCCAGUCUGGCCCAGAUCACCCAGUUCCGAAUGAUGGUGUCCCUGGGACAUUUGGCCAAAGGAGCCAGCCUGGACGAUCUCAUUGACAGCUGCAUUCAAUCUUUUGAUGCAGAUGGGAACUUGUGUCGAAGUAACCAGCUGUUGCAAGUCAUGCUGACCAUGCACCGAAUCAUCAUCUCCUCUGCGGACCUGCUGCAAAAAGUUAUGACCCUCUAUAAGGAAGCCUUGGCAAAGAACUCACCAGGGCUUUGCCUGAAGAUCUGCUAUUUUGUAAGGUACUGGAUAACAGAAUUCUGGAUCAUGUUUAAAAUGGAUGCCAGCUUGACGAACACCAUGGAGGAGUUUCAGGAACUGGUAAAAGCCAAUGGUGAGGAGCUACAUUGCCGCCUAAUUGACACAACUCAAAUCAACGCCCGUGACUGGUCCAGGAAACUUACCCAAAGGAUAAAAUCAAAUACCAGCAAGAAACGGAAAGUCUCCCUGCUCUUUGACCAUCUGGAACCAGAAGAGCUAUCUGAGCAUCUCACCUACCUUGAGUUCAAGUCCUUUCGAAGGAUAUCAUUCUCUGAUUAUCAAAAUUACCUUGUAAAUAGCUGUGUGAAGGAGAACCCCACCAUGGAGCGAUCCAUUGCCCUGUGCAAUGGCAUCUCCCAGUGGGUACAACUGAUGGUUCUCAGCCGCCCCACCCCGCAGCUCCGGGCAGAAGUUUUCAUCAAGUUCAUCCAUGUGGCUCAGAAACUCCACCAGCUACAGAACUUCAAUACAUUGAUGGCUGUAAUAGGGGGGCUAUGUCACAGCUCAAUCUCCAGGCUCAAGGAGACCAGUUCGCAUGUCCCACAUGAAAUCAAUAAGGUUCUGGGUGAGAUGACUGAGCUGCUGUCCUCCUGCAGAAAUUAUGACAACUACAGGCGAGCUUAUGGGGAGUGCACCCACUUCAAGAUCCCCAUUCUGGGGGUGCAUCUCAAGGAUCUCAUUUCCCUGUAUGAAGCUAUGCCCGACUAUCUGGAAGAUGGGAAGGUGAAUGUCCACAAGCUACUGGCUCUGUACAAUCACAUCAAUGAAUUGGUCCAGCUGCAGGAGGUAGCCCCACCAUUGGAAGCCAACAAGGACUUGGUGCACCUGCUCACGUUAUCUCUGGAUCUCUACUACACUGAAGAUGAAAUUUAUGAGCUUUCCUAUGCACGAGAGCCAAGGAACCACAGAGCCCCACCACUAACACCUUCAAAGCCACCGGUAGUAGUAGACUGGGCCUCCGGAGUAUCUCCCAAACCAGACCCAAAGACCAUUAGCAAACACGUCCAGAGGAUGGUGGAUUCUGUCUUCAAGAACUAUGAUCAUGACCAGGAUGGAUACAUUUCUCAGGAAGAGUUUGAAAAGAUUGCUGCCAGUUUUCCAUUUUCCUUCUGUGUGAUGGACAAAGACAGGGAAGGCCUCAUCAGCAGGGAUGAGAUUACAGCCUACUUCAUGAGGGCCAGCUCUAUCUACUCUAAACUGGGCCUGGGCUUUCCUCACAACUUCCAAGAGACCACCUACCUGAAGCCCACUUUCUGCGACAACUGCGCUGGAUUUCUCUGGGGAGUGAUCAAACAAGGAUAUCGAUGUAAAGACUGUGGGAUGAACUGCCACAAACAAUGCAAAGACCUGGUGGUUUUCGAAUGCAAGAAGCGAGCCAAGAACCCAGCACCUUCCACUGAGAGUAGUACCUCUGUGGGGCCAAUGCCCAACCUCUGCUCACUGGGAGCCAAAGAUCUGCUCCAUGCACCUGAGGAAGGCUCUUUUACACUCCCUAAUGGGGAAAUGGUGGAACACAGUGAGGAGAAUAAGGACCGAACAAUCAUGUUGAUGGGAGUGUCCUCACAGAAGAUUUCUGUUCGUCUGAAGAGAACUGUUGCCCACAAGACUACCCAGACUGAGUCACUUCCUUGGAUUGGCAGUGAGGGCCCUCCAGGUCACUUUGUGUUGUCUUCUCCAAGGAGGACAGCCCAGGACACCCUUUAUGUGCUUCCCAGUCCCACAUCUCCAUGCCCCAGCCCAGUCUUGGUCAGAAAGCGGGCUUUUGUCAAGUGGGAAAAUAAAGAAUCCCUCAUUAAAUCAAAAGAAGAGCUCCGUCACCUCAGACUCCCAACCUACCAAGAGCUGGAACAGGAAAUAAAUACCCUGAAAGCAGAUAAUGAUGCCCUAAAGAUCCAGCUGAAAUAUGCACAGAAGAAAAUAGAAUCUCUCCAGCUUGAAAAAACCAAUCAUGUCUUAGCACAAAUGGAGCAAGGUGACUGUUCUUAGCCCAGAAACUCAAGAAGCACAAUUUGUAGAUGAGUAUACUGGAGAUCUAUUCUUUCACUGAUUAACCUUACAUGGACUGUUUAAAGAGGGUACUUUAAAAAGGAAAAGCAGUUUUUGUUAUUUGUUUUUACCUAAAAGAUUCCUAAUCUGUAGCACGGUUUCCUCUUUUAAUCAAUUGGCUCAAAGGGGAGGAAAGCUGAAGAAUGAGAAACUUUUGGUAUUCAUACUAUUUUCCCUUUCUGGGACUAACACCAAAAGUGUGCUAAAACAUGAUUACAGUUUCCUGAAAGGGUAGCAUCUCAUGUGGCAUGCUCAACUGAUUCUUCUUGAGAACUAAAAUCUCUGGAAAAUGAAUUUGCUUCCUUCCCUGAGUUUUCUGUAAACUAAGGAAUUUAAUUUGUUCCACCCAACUUUUUUGUUCAUAAUGAAAAAAUACCCAAUUCCAAAGCAGAUUGACUCCUACAUGCCAGCACGCCUUGUGAAUCUGGUUUCUGCUUCACUACCUCAGACCUAAUCAAUUAGCUUCUUUCCCCUCCUUUCUCACUGUGCUCAUACACACGAGCAUAUCUACCUAGAAAUAAAUUUCCAGAAAUGCAGCCAUGGCUUUUUAGGGACCUAGUAAACAACACAACAUUAUCCAAUUGCAGGUCUGCAGGUCAACUCAUUGUUCUAGUCUUAAGUCAUUAUAGGUAAUCAAAUCCAAUACCUGGAAACAUAGCUAUUCCCAUCUCAUACAUGACUGGCUUAAUGAGCUAAAACAAUGUGAACAUGUUUGUCCUCAUAUAU